CAUCUUUGUCGCUAUCCAUCACUUACACCUGCAAUAAUUCGCCGAGGGCUUGCCUCGUAGUUAGCCAUCGGUUCAUUAUGAAGUUCAAUAUCGAUGACCUGCCUGUGCUAUUCCCUUAUCCCAGGAUAUACCCAGAGCAAUAUGCGUGAGUUGUUGGGCGUUGUGGUGUCCGAAUGGGAGAGAUAGACUAACCGUGAGGCGCAUUAAGUUACAUGUGUGAUCUCAAAAAAACACUAGAUGCAGGGGGCCACUGUGUUCUGGAAAUGCCUUCGGGCACAGGCAAGACCGUGUCUCUUCUGUCACUCAUUGUUGCGUACCAACAAUACAUGCCUGAAAAGCGCAAGCUGAUCUACUGCUCUCGUACCAUGUCCGAAAUUGAAAAGGCAUUAGUAGAGCUGAAGUCUCUCAUGAAAUACCGAGCCGAGCAGCUCGGUUAUGAAGAAGAGUUCCGUGGUCUAGGCUUGACAAGUCGAAAGAAUCUGUGUCUACAUCCUUCAGUCAAGCGUGAGAAGAGUGGCGCCAUCGUCGAUGCUCGUUGCAGGAGUCUCACGGCCGGCUUUGUCAAGGAGAAAAAGGAACGUGGAGAAAACGUAGACGUCUGCGUGUAUCACGACAACCUAGACCUUCUUGAGCCUCACAACCUGAUUCCUAAUGGCGUCUGGUCUUUCGAUGACAUGAUUCGAUAUGGUGAAGAGCAUAAGCAAUGCCCAUACUUUACUGCACGGCGAAUGAUGCAAUACUGCAACGUCGUCAUCUUCUCCUAUCACUAUCUGCUCGACCCCAAAAUCGCCGAACGGGUAUCAAAGGACUUUUCCAAGGACUGUAUCGUUGUUUUCGAUGAAGCUCACAACAUUGACAACGUUUGCAUCGAAUCUCUCAGCACAGAUAUCACAGAGGACUCUUUGCGUAAAGCCACAAGAGGAGCUCAGAAUCUAGAGAACAAGAUUUCACAGAUGCGUGAUACAGACCAGCAGCAACUACAGAAUGAGUAUGAGAAACUAGUUCAAGGACUGCGUGAUGCUGACGAGGCACGUCAAGAAGAUGCUUUCAUGGCAAAUCCUGCCCUUCCCGAAGAUUUACUCAAAGAGGCUGUUCCAGGAAACAUUCGGAGGGCAGAACACUUUAUUGCUUUCCUCAAGAGAUUCAUUGAGUAUCUGAAGACGAGGAUGAAAGUGCGCCAGGUCAUUUCUGAAACGCCGCCUUCGUUCCUUGCCCAUCUCCGAGAGCAUACUUUCAUCGAAAAGAAGCCUUUGAGGUUUUGCGCUGAACGUCUGACAUCACUGGUUCGGACCCUCGAGCUCACCAAUAUUGAAGACUACCAGCCUCUUCAGGAGGUUGCAACUUUUGCAACGCUGGUGGCAACGUACGAGAAAGGCUUUCUCCUUAUCCUUGAGCCUUUUGAGUCCGAUACUGCUGAAGUCCCUAACCCGGUCCUUCACUUCACCUGUCUUGACGCUGCCAUCGCUAUCAAGCCCGUCUUUGACAGGUUCUACUCUGUCAUUAUCACGUCUGGUACUAUUUCUCCACUGGAGAUAUACCCCAAGAUGCUGGAUUUCUCAACUGUCAUUCAAGAAUCCUAUGCCAUGACCCUCGCUCGGAGAUCCUUCAUGCCUAUGAUUGUCACUCGAGGCAGCGAUCAGGCUUCCGUCUCGACCAGCUUUCAAGUGCGGAAUGAACCCAGUGUGGUUCGAAACUACGGCAACCUACUCACUGAAUUUGCCAAGAUCACGCCGGAUGGGAUGGUUGUCUUCUUUCCAUCUUAUCUUUAUAUGGAAUCUAUCAUUAGCAUGUGGCAAGGAAUGGGUAUCCUUGAUGAAGUUUGGAAGUACAAACUGAUCCUGGUGGAAACCCCCGAUGCACAGGAAACCUCGCUUGCUCUGGAGACGUACCGCACAGCGUGCUGUAACGGUAGAGGUGCCGUUUUACUCUGUGUCGCCCGAGGAAAGGUAUCCGAAGGCAUCGAUUUCGACCAUCAAUAUGGUCGUACUGUGCUAUGUAUUGGAGUUCCAUUUCAAUACACCGAGUCACGUAUUCUCAAGGCUCGUCUUCAGUUCUUGAGAGAAACAUACCGCAUCAAGGAGAAUGACUUCCUCUCCUUUGAUGCAAUGCGACACGCCGCACAGUGUCUUGGCCGAGUCUUGCGUGGUAAGGACGACUAUGGAAUCAUGGUCCUUGCCGACCGUCGAUUUCAGAAGAAGCGCUCACAGCUACCCAAAUGGAUCAAUCAAGGCCUCCAAGAGUCAGACGUCAAUCUGAGCACCGACAUGGCCGUCAGCAGCGCAAGGCGAUUCCUUCGGACUAUGGCGCAACCGUUCCGGGCUAAAGACCAGGAAGGCAUCAGCACCUGGGGAUAUAAGGACCUGAUGGAACAUAAGGAGAAGAUGGAUCUAGAGAGGAUCAAGGAGCUUGAGGAGGAAGCUCAACGGCCAAAGCCUGCCGCGCAGGACAACAAUUUUGAGUACCACGAUGACGAGUUUGACCAAGAUAUGAUGGAGAUGGAUGGUUUCUAGACUCGUUCGAGCAACUGCGAUACCAGAUGUUAGCGGUUUAGACUGCAAAACCAAAAGCAUAUCAAGUUGUAUCAUAUUAUUUAGAUUAAUUAGAGAAUGCUAAAGCCGGUCUAA
This is a messenger RNA of Fusarium oxysporum Fo47, 2624 nucleotides long. Its product is annotated as TFIIH/NER complex ATP-dependent 5'-3' DNA helicase subunit RAD3. Gene Ontology annotation, biological process: positive regulation of mitotic recombination; transcription by RNA polymerase II; nucleotide-excision repair. The transcript is spliced from 8 exons. Gene Ontology annotation, molecular function: hydrolase activity, acting on acid anhydrides, in phosphorus-containing anhydrides; ATP binding; DNA helicase activity. Bases 213 to 2510 code for a protein of 765 amino acids. Lineage: Eukaryota; Fungi; Ascomycota; Sordariomycetes; Hypocreales; Nectriaceae. Gene Ontology annotation, cellular component: nucleus. The record is from RefSeq and is a predicted model, not a curated record.